AUGAUUAUACGAAACAUAAUUAUUAUCGAUUUAUGGAUAUUUUUAAUUUUUUGCAAAAAUACUACUGUAGAUUUAUCAGAAAUUGAAGAAGACUGCAGGUUGGGUUUAUCCCAAGCCGGAAUUUUUCAAACGAAUUUUUUACAGUUCAUCAAAAGACGUGGAUAGUUUUUGUCCAUCGUUUCCAGAUCCAAUUUCAAACCAAUCAUUUGGAGAGAAUAUCAAUUCUGUAUGCGAUGUCAGAAAUUCUACGGUAAUGUUUUCUUUUUUUUUCUUUUUUUUUGAAUAUUUUUUCUAAACAUAUAUUUUUUCAGAUUUUCAAUAAAUGUUUAUUCCCAAGUUUCUCCUGUGUUCGAAUUCAAGUUUCACUGGAUUUAUAUAUUUUUGGAUGUAUGGAGGUUGAUCAGCGAGGUUCUGUUCGUCCUGUUGUUUUUGAAUCCGAUAAUUCAAUCAAAACUGAUGACACAAAUUCAAUUGCUGUUUCAAAGUUAGAAAAGUUUAAAAACAUAAGGAUUAUUCAAAAAAUUAGUAAAUUUUCAGAUCAUGUCCUGAAAAACGUCCAAAUAAUUCAAAUACAUUUCAAACGAUGGUGACUUUUGAGAACCGAUCUUUUUUAUCCAAUAUUUCUUGUUGUUAUAUAAAUUGCACGAGGAACUAUAGCUUUGAUGUGACAAGUUUUCUGGAGCAAAAUGAACCAAAGCAUGUGAGUUUAAAGUGGUUUUUUAUGAACAAAUCAAUAUAAUUUUUCAGGGUCUUCAUGCAGUUUUUCGAACUCCUAUUGUUCAAUCAAUAAUCACAGCUCUUCUUAUCAUUAUUUGCAGUUGUCAUAUUUAUGAAAAACUUAAGCAAAGAAUGACAAUGAAAGCUUUGUUGAAAUUGAGACAGUGAGAAUUUUCUGAACUGAAGGUUUUUUCAAAAACAAUUUUUUAGCAGACGAAAAAAGAAACGAGAUGAAUUUGCAUCGGAAAGCGAUAAAACGCAAACGGAAAAAGAGAAAAAAUCAAUUGUUCCCAAAUGUUUUCGAAGGAAAAAGGAUUUGACGAAAAAAGACAAAGAGAAAGGUUUCGAAUUUUUGUUGCCUCAUAAACAAGUUUGA
Caenorhabditis angaria is the source of this 1093-nucleotide messenger RNA. Lineage: Eukaryota; Metazoa; Nematoda; Chromadorea; Rhabditida; Rhabditidae. The record is from the annotation of a GenBank genome assembly.